This is a messenger RNA of Lagopus muta (rock ptarmigan), 2215 nucleotides long. It is a transcript of the gene LUM, whose product is annotated as lumican. The coding region runs from base 310 to 1344 and encodes 344 amino acids. The transcript is spliced from 3 exons. Gene Ontology annotation, molecular function: protein binding. NCBI's taxonomy places the organism in Eukaryota, Metazoa, Chordata, Aves, Galliformes, Phasianidae. The record is from RefSeq and is a predicted model, not a curated record.
CAGGAACAGCAGAUGGGUUGUCCUUGUACAAAAUGUGGUAUCCACCUGCACUUCAUUAAGAGAGCUGCAUUUUCGUACAUGCCACACCACAAGAUCACCAUGAUGACAUAGCAGCUUCAGAGAACAGCGUGACUAGGGUUUUUUUUUCAGGGUCUUUUUUUUUUUUCCUCUUGUAACACAGAGGAUCUGGCAGACUUUUACCUCCUGUCACUGUUUACAGCAUAUAUUGGUCGAUACAGUCCCUUAUUGCAUCUGCUCUGGGAAUUAAGGAAAGCAGCUUCAAGGCAGUAAGAGACAAGACACAUUGAAAUGAUGACUUUAAACUCUCUACCCAUCUUUCUAAUAUUGAUUAGUGGCAUUUUUUGCCAAUAUGACUAUGGUCCUGCAGAUGAUUAUGGUUAUGAUCCUUUUGGGCCAUCCACAGCAGUCUGUGCCCCAGAAUGUAAUUGUCCUUUAAGCUAUCCUACUGCAAUGUAUUGUGACAAUCUUAAACUGAAAACCAUUCCAAUUGUACCAAGUGGAAUAAAGUACCUUUAUCUUCGAAACAAUAUGAUUGAGGCCAUUGAAGAGAACACAUUUGAUAAUGUAACAGACCUGCAGUGGCUCAUCCUAGAUCACAAUCAUCUGGAAAAUUCAAAAAUUAAGGGAAGAGUCUUCUCUAAACUAAAGAAUCUGAAGAAACUUCACAUUAACUACAACAAUUUGACUGAAGCUGUUGGACCACUCCCCAAAACUCUGGAUGACCUGCAAUUAAGUCACAACAAGAUCACAAAAGUCAAUCCUGGUGCACUUGAGGGGCUGGUAAAUCUAACUGUCAUUCAUCUCCAGAACAACCAGCUGAAAGCAGAAUCUAUUUCUGGGGCAUUUAAAGGUCUGAAUUCACUUUUGUAUCUAGACUUAAGCUUCAAUCAACUUACAAAGCUACCAACAGGACUGCCUCACUCCUUACUCAUGCUGUAUUUUGACAAUAACCAGAUCUCCAAUAUUCCUGAUGAGUACUUCCAAGGUUUUAAAACCCUGCAAUAUUUACGUUUAUCCCACAAUAAAUUAACAGAUUCUGGAAUACCAGGCAAUGUCUUCAAUAUCACAUCAUUGGUCGAAUUGGAUCUGUCCUUCAAUCAACUGAAGAGUAUUCCAACUGUCAGUGAGAAUCUUGAAAACUUCUACCUCCAAGUCAACAAAAUUAACAAGUUCCCAUUGAGCAGCUUCUGUAAGGUUGUUGGACCACUGACAUAUUCCAAGAUCACACAUUUACGCCUGGAUGGAAACAAUCUCACUCGGGCUGACCUGCCACAGGAGAUGUACAACUGCCUUCGAGUGGCUGCGGAGAUCUCACUGGAGUGAGAUGCCUCAGAGUCUGCAGUUCCCUUCUAUGGGCCAUUAUUACAGGAAUUGCAUCAUGAUAGCUCUUUAAAUUUAGGAUACGUCUUAAAAAAAAGUCAAUCUGCAUAUUAUCCAUUCUGUUUGUUAACAUUUAGCAUGCACUUGGCAACCUUAAGGAAAUGUGUGCAUAUUUUUACAAAAGGUUGUUAUUUAGAAAGCACAAGAAUGACCAGAUGUGGUGCAAAAUAUGCCUUCAUGUGGUUAGUUAAGUUGAGGGAAAACACUCAACCUGAUAGAAAUCCAUGGUCAAGCAUGCAAUAUGUACCAUCUGGUACCAGACGUAUGUAGAAGUCAGCUGGGUUUCAUCAGAGUGCUGAGCAGUAUGGGCUAGCCUGUGUAAAUAGAGAUUCUCCCUGCAAGCAAUCCAGCAUUCUUAAUUAUUCAUGUCCUUCUUUUGUUAAAGUGAUUUAACUAUAUAAAAGCAGUUUAAAAAUGUAUGAAAAUAUUUUUGGAGCUAUUACAGUAUGAAAUGAAUAGAAUAUGUGAAGAAUAACAGGGAAACAAACAUUUUUUUCAGGUCAAAAAUUGUUUUCUUUUUGCCAUACUUACAUUUAAAUUUUCACUGAAAGAUUUUUAUCCAUUGCUGAUAUAAUUGUUAUUUCAAAAUAAGUCAUAUAUACAAGUAUUUUUAUUCAAUUACUUGCAUGCUACUUUUAACCAGAUUGUAGAAAAUAAAACAUAGUAAAUAGUAUUUCUGUGUCCAUAUCAUUGCAAACAGUGUUUCCAUCUUUUAUAAAAUGAAAAGAAAAAAAUCCUUCAGGUUAAAAUAUGAUAAUCAAAGACAUUCUAUUUUGCAAAAUUUAUUGUAAGGUUAAAUAAACUGUUUUCUCUA